AUGAUGAAAGGCUUUAAGAAUAGGCUAACUAGAAACAAGAACCAGUCUUCAAGUAAGAAGCUGGAAAAAAGAUCUGACAAAGACAAAGAAAAUAAGCAAGAAUCAUCCAAGAAACUGCAAUCAUCAAAAGGCUCACUGUCAAAUUCGCCUUCAAUUUCAAACUCGCCUAGUCCCUCUAGAAAUACCAGUGCUAGUUCUAUUAAGUCCAACAAUUCUGUGGGGUCUUUAGGUGCUCAGCCGAGCACUCUGCCUCGAGAACUGCCCAAGCAAGAGUCCCCAAAAAUUGUCAUAAACUCGGAGAGCGCAAAUAACUCAGCUACAAAUCCGACUAUUAUAACCACCACAACUCCAGUAACUCCGACACCCACAUCUCCUACCACAUCAUUCCUGAGUUCUUCUGGCUUCGAAUCGAAACUACACCAUAGCCUGCAAUCGCCCGUCCAUCCACUUCAAUUAAAUAUUUCUUCGCCAAAUAAGGAAGGUUUCGAUAUUGACUUAAUUGCUACUCCAAAAAGGCAUUCGUCUUCCAGAUUCGAGCCUUCUUCAGAUAAGUAUCAUGAAAUUAUUAAGUUGCCUAACUUUGAUGAGGUUCCUCCGGAGGAACGAAUCUCGUUGUUUAUACAAAAGGUUGAUCAAUGUAACAUAAUUUUCGAUUUCAGCGAUCCCACUUUUGAUGCGAGAGGCAAAGAAAUAAAGCGAUUAACAUUGCAAGAGUUGAUUCAAUUCAUAUCCAACGAAAGGUUCACUUACACUGAUGAUAUGUAUAAGCAUGUGGUUCAAAUGUUCCGUACUAAUCUCUUCCGUCCAAUCCCUCCUCCAGUUAAUCCGAUUGGCGAUAUAUAUGAUCCUGAUGAAGAUGAACCUGUCAGCGAAUUGGCUUGGCCUCAUAUGCAAGCCAUCUAUGAAUUCUUUUUGCGAUUCAUCGAGCUGCCUGAUUUUCAGCAUCAACUUGCCAAGCAAUACAUUGACCAUGAUUUCAUUUUGAGAAUCUUGGAAUUAUUUGAUAGUGAAGAUCCUAGAGAAAGAGAUUGCCUAAAGACAACAUUACAUAGAAUAUAUGGGAAAUUUUUAAGCUUGAGAAGCUUCAUAAGAAAGUCCAUCAACAACGUGUUUCUACAGUUCGUUUAUGAAACUGAACGGUUUAAUGGUAUUGGCGAGCUUUUGGAAAUAUUGGGCUCUAUCAUAAAUGGGUUUGCAUUACCAUUAAAGGAGGAACAUAAAAUUUUCUUGGUGAGAGUAUUGUUACCAUUGCAUAAAGUCAAAAGUUUAUCUUUAUACCAUCCUCAAUUGGCAUAUUGUAUCGUACAGUUUUUAGAGAAGGACCCUAAUUUAACGGAAGAUGUUAUAAUGGGUUUGUUACGUUAUUGGCCAAAGGUAAACUCACCUAAAGAGGUUAUGUUUUUGAAUGAGAUUGAAGAUAUAUUUGAGGUGAUGGAGCCAAGCGAGUUCUUGAAAAUCCAGAUACCUCUUUUCGCUCAAUUAUCUAAAUGUAUCUCGUCACCUCAUUUCCAAGUCAGCGAAAAAGUUCUUUGUUAUUGGUCAAAUGAGUACUUCUUGACCCUUAUUACUGAGAAUGCUGAAGUUGUAUUACCCAUAAUAUUUGCCGCUUUGUAUGAGUUGACGAAUGCUACGCAGCCCGGUGUAGCAAAUGGUUCACUUCAACAAAAGUUGCUAGAGAACCCAGCAGCCACUACCGAUGCGAAUGGAAACUUAAUUGACAAUGGGUUAAUACUAAAUGAUAUCCACCAAACUGGGCAUUCGCAUGGAAUAACAGACAUGUCAGAUGAAGAAUAUUAUGAUUCAUUUUCGUCUCCUCAGACUAAUCAGUUGGAUGAGUUUGGUACAGGCAUUCCACCUCAUAACUCAGCCACUUCGAAUUGGAACAGAAGCAUCCAUCUGUUGGCAUUCGGAGCUUUGAAGGUAUUCAUGGAUCAUAAUCCAAUAUUAUAUGAUCACUGCACCAUGUUAUAUCAUCAAUCACUAGAAGAACAGAAAGCUAGAGAACAAUUGAGAAAAGAAGGCUGGAGAAGAAUUGAGGAAUACGUCAAAUCGUUGAAAGAAAAGGAAUCAGCAAAGAAAUAA
Molecule: messenger RNA, 2082 nt
Organism: Priceomyces carsonii
Lineage: Eukaryota; Fungi; Ascomycota; Pichiomycetes; Serinales; Debaryomycetaceae
Gene: RTS1
Product: protein phosphatase 2A regulatory subunit
Exons: 1
Coding region: 1-2082 (693 amino acids)
Biological process (GO): signal transduction
Cellular component (GO): protein phosphatase type 2A complex
Molecular function (GO): protein phosphatase regulator activity
Source: RefSeq, a predicted model, not a curated record